GUCACUAAAAAUCCCCCGUGAACCAAGACUGGGAGAAUUUGACAAGAUCAUCAAGCGCUUGUUGGAAACUCCUAAUGCUCGAGCAGUGAUCAUGUUUGCAAACGAGGAUGAUAUUAGGCGAAUAUUAGAAGCAGCCAAAAAAACUAAUCAAACUGGACAUUUUCUUUGGAUCGGCUCAGAUAGUUGGGGGUCAAAAAUUUCACCUGUUUACCAACAGGAAGAGAUUGCAGAAGGAGCAGUCACCAUUCUGCCCAAAAGAGCUUCUAUCGAUGGAUUUGAUAGAUAUUUUCGGAGCCGUACCCUUGCUAAUAAUCGAAGAAAUGUGUGGUUUGCAGAAUUUUGGGAAGAGAAUUUUGGAUGCAAGUUAGGAUCACAUGGAAAAAGAAACAGCAAUAUCAAGAAAUGCACAGGCUUAGAAAGAAUUGCAAGAGAUUCAACCUAUGAGCAAGAAGGAAAGGUCCAGUUUGUAAUUGAUGCUGUAUAUUCCAUGGCCUAUGCACUACAUAGCAUGCAUAAAGAGCUCUGUCCUGGAUAUAUUGGUCUGUGUCCAAGGAUGAGCACGAUUGAUGGUAAAGAGCUACUUAGUUAUAUCCGGGCUGUAAACUUUAACGGGAGUGCUGGAACGCCGGUUACUUUCAAUGAAAAUGGAGAUGCACCUGGGCGCUAUGAUAUAUUUCAGUAUCAAAUGACCAACAAAAGUGCAGAAUACAAAGUAAUCGGUCACUGGACAAAUCAACUUCAUUUAACUGUAGAAGACAUGCAGUGGGCUAGCAGAGAUCAUACUCAUCCAGCAUCUGUUUGCAGCCUGCCUUGUAAACCUGGUGAAAGAAAGAAAACAGUAAAGGGAGUGCCUUGCUGUUGGCACUGUGAACGCUGUGAAGGGUACCAUUACCAAGUGGAUGAGCUCACCUGUGAACUGUGCCCAUUUAAUAAGCGACCAAAUGCCAACCGCACAGAUUGCCAGCUUAUUCCAAUAAUCAAACUGGAAUGGCAUUCUCCCUGGGCCAUCGUGCCUGUGUUCAUAGCUAUUCUAGGAAUUAUUGCAACCACCUUUGUCAUCGUGACAUUUGUCCGCUACAAUGACACACCCAUCGUCAGGGCAUCUGGCCGUGAACUCAGCUACGUGCUAUUGACUGGGAUUUUUCUCUGUUACUCUAUCACUUUUUUAAUGAUUGCCGCUCCAGACACAGUGAUCUGCUCAUUUCGACGGCUCUUUUUAGGACUCGGCAUGUGCUUCAGUUACUCUGCCUUGCUCACAAAAACUAAUAGAAUCCACAGAAUAUUUGAGCAAGGUAAAAAAUCUGUCACAGCUCCAAAGUUUAUUAGCCCAGCUUCCCAGUUGGUGAUCACUUUCAGCCUCAUAUCCAUGCAACUUCUUGGAGUCUUCAUCUGGUUUGCUGUUGAUCCACCACAUAUCGUAAUAGACUAUGGAGAGCAGAGGACACUUGAUCCGGAAAAUGCCAGGGGAGUUCUCAAAUGUGACAUUUCUGAUCUUUCUCUCAUCUGUUCCCUUGGUUACAGUAUUCUCUUGAUGGUCACAUGCACUGUGUAUGCUAUUAAAACAAGAGGGGUUCCAGAGACCUUCAAUGAAGCAAAACCCAUUGGAUUUACUAUGUACACCACCUGCAUAAUUUGGUUAGCUUUUAUUCCCAUCUUUUUUGGUACUGCGCAGUCCACAGAGAAGAUGUACAUCCAGACAACAACACUUACUGUCUCCAUGAGUUUAAGUGCUUCAGUAUCUCUGGGCAUGCUCUACAUGCCCAAGGUUUAUAUUAUCAUUUUUCAUCCAGAGCAGAAUGUUCAAAAACGGAAGAGGAGCUUCAAGGCUGUUGUGACAGCUGCUACAAUGCAAAGCAAACUGAUCCAAAAAGGGAAUGACAGACCAAAUGGCGAGGUCAAAACUGAACUAUGUGAAAGUCUUGACACCAACACUUCCUCUACCAAGACAACAUAUGUCAGCUACAGCAAUCAUGCAAACUGAGCAGGGAAAUGAAACACACCUGAAUUAUGUGAAAAUUAAAAAAAAAUGAAUUUACUAUCACCAAAACCUCGGUCUUGGAAAGAGCUGUCGACUCCAAUUGACUCAACAGUCAGUCUCUUAAUGGACAAAGAUUAACCACAAGCCAAAAGCAGCAGGGGUGGGGAAGGGAAAAGCUCAGUUUUAUACAAUUCAGACCGAAUGUCAAACUUCUGAACUGUUUACUCACAAAAGGAAGUAAAUCACAAAAGGAAAACAAAUGUUAGCUUGUGAAAAAAAAUGCUGUUGAAAUAAACCAUGUCUGAUGUUAUACUUGUAAGUACUUUUUUGUGAUUGUGAGAAUUUCCAUUCCUGUCCCACAUUGUUCAACUUGUAUAAGAAGAUGAGUUUGUUUCUUGUCAUGACUGACUGAAUCGAAGCCGUGGGUUGUGCUAAAAUAAA
Molecule: messenger RNA, 2419 nt
Organism: Chelonoidis abingdonii (Abingdon island giant tortoise)
Lineage: Eukaryota; Metazoa; Chordata; Testudines; Testudinidae
Source: RefSeq, a predicted model, not a curated record